Messenger RNA from Monoraphidium neglectum, 618 nucleotides. RefSeq lists its product as hypothetical. Gene Ontology annotation, molecular function: protein binding. The record is from RefSeq and is a predicted model, not a curated record. The coding region runs from base 1 to 618 and encodes 205 amino acids. The transcript is spliced from 2 exons. Lineage: Eukaryota; Viridiplantae; Chlorophyta; Chlorophyceae; Sphaeropleales; Selenastraceae.
AUGCUGCGCCCCGGCUGCCGCGGUGUGCGCGUGCCGGAGGCUGCAGCGCCCGAGCUGGACCUGGUCGGCGGCGCCGUGCGCCACACUCAGCGCACCGCCAACGACGGCGAGAACGCCAAGGCCUUCCGCCGCCUGGUGGCGCUGACGGCGAUGGACAGCAUGGGCUUUGCGCCCGACCUGUCCGUGUGGCGCAGCGAGGGCUUCGACCCGCGCGCUGUGCCGCUGAGCGGCUGCCAAGGGCUGGAGCGCGUCUACGUGAGCGAGCGCAUCACGGGCGCAGACGUGCGUGACAUCCUUGCCAUGCUGCGCGUCUGCGGUGACGGCCGUGGCGUGCAGCUGACGCGCGGCGUGGGUGACGCCGUGACGGCCGUGGCGGUGGACGGGUUUGAGCUGCACAUCGAGACUCAGGACGGCAUGGUCCACUGCAUCCACCCCCUGGGCAUUAACGUCACUGUGGGUGACGUGCUGAGGCUUGUGGAAGAAACGGCAGGCAUCCCCGUUCCUCAUCACCGCCUCAUUUUUGAUGGCAGGCCGUUGUUGGAAAGCGGCACGCUGGCUGAGUAUGGCAUCGAGACAGGGGACUCGCUGGGCCUGUUCCGGCACAUGACGGGCUGUUGA